CUUCUUGGACUAGUUUCUACACGGAUCACAUGAGCUGUUGGACAACAUGGACGUGGUUGUUCAAAAAUGCUAAUUUUUGGGGUUGUUGAAUUGAACUUUAGCGUCGUUUCUCAUCUCCGGUUAACAAUUUGCUCGCAAUUUAAAUAUGUCCAGUCUGUAAUAUAAAAUACCGAUCAACUGGAAGCUCUUCUUAAUGCAGAAUGGCCGCAUUGAAGACUGAAACUUUGUCCCCUGUUGAUAGCGUGACACUUUGUGACGACGGCGGCGUGGGAAUAGACGUCACCAAACAAGAUGUUUUGAGCCAUGAGGAGGGGAAGAUAGGAGGAGAGCAGACUUUGGUCUCCUCCUUCAAGCAGAUGAAGCUGGAGAGAGAUGCGCAGAAAAACUGGGACUUGUUCUACAAAAGGAACACCACGAAUUUCUUCAAGGACAGACACUGGACCAGCAGAGAGUUCGAUGAGCUCAAGACGUGUAGACAGUCUGACUCACAGAGGCUAGUCCUGCUGGAGGCGGGAUGCGGCGUGGGCAAUUGCAUCUUCCCUUUGCUGGAGGACCAGGACAACAUCUUUGUCUACGCCUGCGACUUCUCGCCCAGAGCGGUCGACUUUGUCAAAAGCAGGAACGACACAUUUGUUGUUUUCGACCGACAGAAGAAUCCUCUGUGCCGUGCCGAGCGCUGCUCGGUAUUCCAGUGCGACCUCACCCGCGACGACCUACGUCACAACGUUCCCGAGGGAAGCGUGGACGUGGCCACUCUCAUCUUCGUGCUGUCCGCCAUCCAUCCCGACAAGAUGGCGCUGGCCGUGCGCAACAUCCACAGGGUGCUGAAACCCGGCUGCGCCGUUCUCUUCCGAGACUAUGGUGUGCACGAUCACGCCAUGCGGAGGUUCAAAGCCAGCAGCAAGCUGGCAGAUAACUUCUACGUGCGACAGGAUGGAACCAGAUCCUACUUCUUCUCCAAAGAUUUUCUGGCGGCGCUCUUCUCGGACGCGGGCUUCCGCUGCGUCGUCAACGAGUACGUCCAGAGGGAGACGGUCAACAAGAAAGAAGGACUUUGCGUUCCCAGAGUCUUCUUGCAGAGCAAGUUCAUCAAACUGGAAUCAUGAUGCCAGCAGACUCAAGGAGAAAGACAAAGAAUGGACAGAACGUUCCAGAAGACAAUGGUUGAGUUUUAAUGUUGUAUAGUUGUUGUUUUUUUAACGUAUCAGUCAUUGGUCCAAUUUUUCAAGCUACGUGUGUGAUGUGAGUUGUAAACAGCAAUAAAAAUGAAUGACUUUUACAAAUAAAGUUUUAUUAUUUAAAAUGUGUUAACAUCUAUUAGGGGAAAGCCUAAAUGUUAAUUAUUUUACUUCAGGUCAUAAACCCAUGUAGAAAGGAUGACAUUGAAUAUUCGCUUGGCUGAAUAAAUGUAAAAUAAAAUGGGUUCUGCUUUA
Phyllopteryx taeniolatus (common seadragon) is the source of this 1433-nucleotide messenger RNA. RefSeq names its product methyltransferase 6, methylcytidine (gene mettl6). Lineage: Eukaryota; Metazoa; Chordata; Actinopteri; Syngnathiformes; Syngnathidae. Bases 201 to 1106 code for a protein of 301 amino acids. The record is from RefSeq and is a predicted model, not a curated record. The transcript has 5 exons.